AACUGCGACAACCGAAGAACCAAUUGCAUCUUGUCACAUAACGCGUUAUCACCAGAACUGAGCAAAUAUGGGAGAAAGGGGGUACAGUUUCUCACUCACCACAUUCAGCCCAUCUGGUAAACUGGUCCAGAUUGAGUAUGCCCUGUCAGCAGUAGCAGCAGGAGCCCCCUCAGUGGGAAUCAAAGCGUCAAAUGGAGUCGUUUUGGCAACCGAGAAGAAACAGAAGUCUAUACUGUACGAUGAGACGAGUGUUCACAAAGUCGAGAUGAUAACCAAACAUAUUGGCAUGGUCUACAGUGGGAUGGGUCCAGACUACAGGGUGCUGUUGAGGAGAGCGAGGAAACUGGCCCAGCAGUACUUCCUGGUCUACCAGGAGCCAAUCCCCACAGCCCAGCUUGUCCAGCGGGUAGCCUCUGUCAUGCAGGAGUACACACAGUCUGGUGGAGUGCGACCCUUCGGUGUGUCACUGUUGAUAGCUGGAUGGGAUGAUGACCACCCUUACCUCUUCCAGUCAGAUCCCUCUGGUGCAUACUUUGCAUGGAAAGCCACCGCGAUGGGAAAGAACUACGUCAAUGGGAAAACAUUCCUAGAAAAGAGAUAUAACGUGGAUCUGGAGCUGGAAGACGCAAUCCACACAGCAAUCUUAACCUUGAAGGAAAGUUUUGAGGGUCAGAUGACAGAAGAUAACAUUGAGGUGGGAAUCUGCAACGAGGCAGGUUUCAGAAGACUCACCACAGCAGAGGUCAAGGACUACCUGGCAGCCAUUGCAUAAAAUGCCCCCUCCAUGGGGGUCUGUUGGCAUGGACUCAUUCAGAUCAGCUGAAAACACAUACCAAUACAGGUUUUUUGCAGUUUAGCAGAUUACUACAAUUUGUCGUUUUUUUUCUCCGGUUAUACCUAGUCACAUACUACUAAUAAAAUACGAUUUAUGUAAUAA
Oncorhynchus nerka (sockeye salmon) is the source of this 937-nucleotide messenger RNA. Its product is annotated as proteasome subunit alpha type-2-like. The transcript is spliced from 7 exons. NCBI's taxonomy places the organism in Eukaryota, Metazoa, Chordata, Actinopteri, Salmoniformes, Salmonidae. Gene Ontology annotation, cellular component: proteasome core complex, alpha-subunit complex; proteasome core complex. Gene Ontology annotation, biological process: ubiquitin-dependent protein catabolic process; proteasomal protein catabolic process. The coding region runs from base 68 to 772 and encodes 234 amino acids. The record is from RefSeq and is a predicted model, not a curated record.